This is a messenger RNA of Helianthus annuus (common sunflower), 1905 nucleotides long. RefSeq names its product (-)-germacrene D synthase. NCBI's taxonomy places the organism in Eukaryota, Viridiplantae, Streptophyta, Magnoliopsida, Asterales, Asteraceae. The transcript is spliced from 7 exons. The record is from RefSeq and is a predicted model, not a curated record. The coding region runs from base 98 to 1735 and encodes 545 amino acids. Gene Ontology annotation, biological process: diterpenoid biosynthetic process. Gene Ontology annotation, molecular function: magnesium ion binding; terpene synthase activity.
UUAGUCUUUAAAUAUCUUGAACCACAUGGUUUUUUCUCCGUCUUUAUAUAUAGGCUAUAGCCAUUAUCUAUACAAAACCCAAAAUAUACUUUAAAACAUGGAAGUUAAACAGGAGGUUGUUCGCCCCCAAUCGACCUUUCAUCCAAGUAUCUGGGGAGAUCAGUUUCUGGUCUAUGAGGAGGAGCAAGAAGAGCAAGCUACAGUAGAGCAAACAAUCCAAAGUUUGAAAGAUGAAGUGAGGAAACAAAUACUGGUAGCAUUUGAUGAUCCCACUAAACAUAAUGACUUGUUGAAACUUGUCAAUGAUAUCCAACGCCUCGGCAUUGCCUACUGUUUUGAUCAAGAGCUCGAGAAAGCCUUGGGCCAUAUUUAUAUUAUAUAUGGUGAUGACUGGAAUGGUGUUAGUGCUUUCCUUUGGUUUCGACUCCUCCGACAAGAAGGAUUUUAUGUUUCAUGCGAUAUUUUCAACAAAUACAAGAACAAGGAUGGAACUUUUAAGGAAUCUUUAACUAAUGAUGUUGAAGGCCUGCUUGAGUUAUAUGAGGCGGCAUAUAUGCGGGUGGCAGGCGAAGUUGUACUAGAUGAUGCUCUUGCUUUUACAAAAGGCCAGCUAGAGAAAAUAACAAAGGAUCCCCUCCGAUGGAAUUGUACCCAGAUUCUUUCGAGGCACAUAGAGGAAGCACUAGAGCGGCCUAUAUGGAAAAGGUUGCCAAGACUAGAGGCGUUGCGAUAUAUACCUUUCUAUGAACAACAAGAUGCACAUAAUGAAUCCUUGCUUAGACUUGCAAAGUUGGAAUUCAACCGACUUCAAUCUUUGCACAAAAGAGAGCUUAGCCAAGUCUCCAAGUGGUGGAAAGAUCUGGAGCCUCAAAAGAAUUUGCAUUAUGUAAGAGACAGAUUGCCAGAACUCUACUUCUGGGCUGUGGGAGCCUACUUUGAGCCUCAAUAUUCCCGUUCUAGAAUUUUCUUAACAAAAGUGUUAACAAUAGCAACAAUUUUAGAUGACACUUAUGAUUGCUACGGAACUUAUGAGGAACUUGAGAUUUUCAACGAAGCGAUUCAAAGGUGGUCGGUUACCUGCAUCGAUGCACUUCCGGAUUACAUGAAGUUCGUAUACAAAAUAUUCUUGGAUUCAUAUGGUGAAAUGGAGGAAAUCAUGGCAAGUGAAGGAAAAUCAUAUCAAGUUGAAUGUGCAAAAGAUUUGAUGAAAGAGUUGAGUAGACAUUACAUGAUUGAAGCAAAAUGGAAAAAUGAAGGGUAUGAACCAACAUCAGAGGAGCAUGAAUCAGUUUCAUUUGUAUCUGCAGGCUACAAAAUGCUUAUUCCAACAAGUUUUGUGAGCAUGGGUGAGAAAGUCAUAGAAGAAGCAUUCAAAUGGGCCCUUAGCUUUCCCCCUCUUAUAAAAUCUGCAUGUGUAAUUGCUAGGAUUAUGGAUGACAUUGUGGAAGGGAAAGAAAAGGAGGUUGUGUCCACAGUGGAAUGCUACAUGAAGGAACAUGAUGUCAAGGAGGAGUACGUCUAUAAUUUGUUCAAGGAAAGAGUAGAAGAUGCAUGGAAAGAUAUGAACCUAGAAUUGCUUACACGUAAAGACAUUCCUGUGGUCCUCAAAAUGCGUGUGAUCAACCUGGCACGCGUAAUCGAAUCACUAUAUAAAUAUGAUGAUUGCUUAAAGAACGUUGGUAUAGAACUGCAAGAUAAUAUCAAAUGUUGUUUCAUAAAUGCAAUAACCUUAUAAAUUUAGAUUUUUCAUAGUUUGUCAUGUCUUUAGAGAUCAUGAAGAUAUUGGUUCGUCCUUGUGAAGAUGGAAAAAUAUGAACUGAAUAAGACCUCAAGUUGUAUUUGUGUUAAGUAUUAGUGUAUUACUUGAUGGUCAACUUAUAUUUAACUUAUGGUUUGCAUUUAGUC